This is a messenger RNA of Mycosarcoma maydis (corn smut), 1506 nucleotides long. RefSeq lists its product as uncharacterized. The coding region runs from base 1 to 1506 and encodes 501 amino acids. The record is from RefSeq and is a predicted model, not a curated record. The transcript has 2 exons. Gene Ontology annotation, biological process: amino acid catabolic process; carbohydrate catabolic process. Gene Ontology annotation, molecular function: hydro-lyase activity; magnesium ion binding. NCBI's taxonomy places the organism in Eukaryota, Fungi, Basidiomycota, Ustilaginomycetes, Ustilaginales.
AUGACCAAGUUAUCGCCGCUGGUCGUCUCGUCGUAUUCGAUACACGAUGUACGCUUUCCCACUUCGCUCACCGGAGAUGGCACGGACGCUAUGAACAAGUCUUGCGACUACUCGGCUGCUUACCUGAUCCUGUACACAAGUCCCAAAGAUGACGCUGAGAUAGUCUCUUAUCGCGGGCGUGAGAACGAAGCCAUCAAUGCAGCUGUCAAGGAGGACGGCUCGCUUCGAGGAUUCGGAAUGACGUUUACCAUCGGCAAAGGCAAUGAGAUCUGCUGUCAGGCGAUCGCCUCGAUUGUCGAGGAGCUGCUCCUGGGCCGAGAGAUCGAGCCACUCUUUGCCAAUAUGGGCGAGACGUGGCAGCUCAUGGUAUCUGAUCCGCAGCUGCGUUGGAUUGGGCCGGAAAAGGGUGUGGUACACCUUGCCACGGCGGCUGUGAUCAAUGCGAUCUGGGACUUGUACGCUCGCUCCCGCGCCAAGCCUCUGUGGAAGCUGAUUUGCGACAUGUCUCCCGAGGAGCUAGUGCAGUGCAUUCCCUUCCGCUACAUCACUGACGCUAUCACCCCUGCCGAGGCGCUCAAGAUCUUACAGAAUGCUGCCAAGGGCAAGGCGGACCGAGAGGGAGAGAUGGUGGCCAACGGGUACAAAGCCUAUACCACCUCGGCAGGCUGGUCGGGCUACGACGACGCCAAGGUCGCGCGUCUCACACGCUCAGCACUCGAACAAGGCUUCAAUCACUUUAAGCUCAAGGUUGGCGCCGACGUAGCGGAUGACAUCCGAAGAUUAUCUUUGAUGCGAUCCAUCGUCGACAAUCCCAAAGAGAUGCCAACGGGGCGUAAGCAGCCUUCGGCGGAGAGCCUGGUGGGCAAAAAUGCUGGACCGACAGGCUGCGUGGUCAUGGUUGAUGCCAACCAGGUGUGGGAUGUGCAAGAGGCGAUCGACUACAUGGAGAAGCUGGCGCACCUCCGACCGUGGUUCAUCGAGGAGCCAACAGCACCGGAUGACGUUCUGGGCCAUGCUGCGAUUCGUCGAGGUAUCAAGCACCUCGGCAUUGGAGUCGCAACGGGAGAGCACGCUCACAAUCGCAUGACGUUCAAGCAGCUGCUUCAAGCCGAUGCGAUUGAUGUGGUUCAGAUUGACUCGUGUCGACUGGCGGGCGUCAACGAGAUCUUGGCGGUGAUGCUGAUGGCGAAAAAGUUUGGCAAAAUCGUCUGCCCACACGCAGGUGGUGUCGGGCUUUGCGAGUAUGUGGUGCAUCUGAGUCUGAUCGACUACAUCUGCAUCAGCGCCAACAACGAGCGAAAUGUGCUCGAAUGGGUCGACCAUCUUCACGAACACUUUGUCUAUCCUGUUAGUAUCAAUGGCGCUGGCUGCUACAACACACCGAUGGACGCUCAGGGCGGAUACAGCAUCGAGAUGCUCAAAAGCUCGAUCGAAGACUACAGUUUUCCGCAAGGAUCAUACUGGAAGAACGGCACCGCACGCACAGCACCCCCUUCGGGACACUGA